Messenger RNA from Penicillium cataractarum, 1398 nucleotides. RefSeq names its product cation diffusion facilitator family transporter. The record is from RefSeq and is a predicted model, not a curated record. Gene Ontology annotation, molecular function: monoatomic cation transmembrane transporter activity. The coding region runs from base 1 to 1398 and encodes 465 amino acids. Lineage: Eukaryota; Fungi; Ascomycota; Eurotiomycetes; Eurotiales; Aspergillaceae. The transcript is spliced from 2 exons. Gene Ontology annotation, cellular component: membrane. Gene Ontology annotation, biological process: monoatomic cation transport; transmembrane transport.
AUGGAGGACCACAUCCGUCAGAGCAUUUCCAACCACCCCACUCCCUUCCAGCACUUGUCCAGCAGCUCACCUCACCCAUCGCAUCGCUCCGAGAGAAUGACGCCCCGCUCCUUCGACGCAGCUACCUCCACGGGCGUGGAGACUGAGGACCCGAACAUGUCCCAGCAGCAACACCGUCAUACCAAUGCCGACGAAGAGGGCAAGCCUCCACCUCGCUACACCCCCGAGACCGACCCCUUCCACCUCGCAUCGAAGCUCAAGACCGAAGAGGAGAUCCGCCAGAUCAAAGCCAACACCGGGCGCAAGCGCGAUGCCAACGCCAACGCCAACGCCAACGGUCCCCGGGUGAUGGAGAUGGUGCGCGACACCGGCGCCAAGGGCAAACAGGCUCUCAUCACUCGCAAACUGCAGGGCUUCUACGAGACGCAGAACGAGAAUAUCGAGCGCAUGCUCAAGCCCGUCGAGGAACACGUCCGGGCCGCGCGGGAACUCAAUUCCGAGAAUAGUCUCAAGUACAAGAUUGCCGUGUACGCCAGUUUCGCAGCCAACAUCAUCCUGUGUGUCGUGCAGGUGUACGGUGCGGCCUCUUCCGGCUCGCUGUCGCUGUUCACUACCAUGGCCGACGCCAUCUUCGACCCUAUGUCCAAUUUGACCUUGCUGCUGUGCAACAAGGCUGUGAACCGCGUCGACCCGCGCAAGUUCCCCGCCGGCAAGGCUCGUAUCGAGACUGCUGGUAACAUCUGCUUCUGCUUUUUGAUGACGGCUGUUUCGUUUAUUAUUAUUGCCUUCUCGAUCCGCGAGCUCGUCGCUGGCUCGGACACUCUCCUCGCUCCCUUCCAUCUGCCUUCUAUCAUUGCGGUGGCUGUCGCCUUUGUCACGAAGCUCGGUCUGUUCGUGUACUGCUUCGCGCUGCGCAACCAGGUCUCGCAGAUUCGCAUUCUUUGGGAGGACCACCGCAAUGACCUGCUCAUCAACGGAUUCGGUCUGUUGACCUCCGUUCUUGGUUCCAAGAUCCGUUGGUGGAUUGAUCCAAUGGGCGCUAUUCUGCUGUCCAUCCUGGUCAGUGGUCUUUGGCUGCACUCUGCCUAUGGCGAGUUCCAGCUGCUUGUCGGUGUGACUGCCGAUAACAAGAUGCAGCAGCUCAUCACUUAUAUCUCUAUGACCCACUCCCCCCUCAUCACUGCCAUCGACACCGUCCGUGCAUACACCUCCGGCCCUCGUUUGCUGGUCGAAGUCGACAUUGUCAUGGAGGACUCUGCUUCCCUUCGCGCCACUCACGAUGUUGCCGAGGAGCUGCAGAUGAAACUCGAGUCUCUUCCGGAUGUGGAGCGUGCCUACGUGCACGUUGACUACGAGACCACCCACAAGCCCGAGCACUUCCUGAAGAAGGAGCUGUAA